UGUUAGUUGCCACGUGACAGCGGUCAGAGGGCAGGAGGAGAGUGAGGCGGGACCGCGGGACACAAGCCUCGGGAAGGCAAUGGCGGCCGACUCAGUGAUCACUGUGGAUCUGAGUUCCCUGAAGUUCUCCGCCAGGGACCAGCUUCACUUGUUGCCUGUUGCUAUCGAAUCUGACGGCAGUGCCAAAGUGGAGCAGUACUUCAGCCCAGCUGUGCGGCACAGAGAUGGGGAGUUGCAGGUGUCCUAUCGAGGCCGAGCCUUGCAAGGUCGGGAUCUUCCUGUGCCCCCUGGAUAUGUUGGACUUGUUCUGAAAGAGGACCAUAAACCGUGCCUGGAGGAGGAGGACCGGAACGUCAGUGUUAAAUCAUCUUUCUCUUCAGUGACUUACUGGAACCUGGGAUCUCCCCCAGCAGAAGACGACAGCGUGGUCAUGGCGAUGGGCUGGACUCAGAUUGCAGAAGCUCUUCAUGCACCUGUAGAAGAACAGUGAAUAGAUUUACGGUGGGCCUGGGUAAAGAAAAAUAAAUUCAGAUUCUGCACCUCCACCUCCCAGUACAUCUUCAGCUGUAACACUGGGGAAUUUGGAGGAACCAGGAAUCUUGUGGAGAGUGACCGUCCCAUAUUUUCCUUCACCAAACAAUGGGGCAUCAGCUGUGCAAAGAAAUGCCUUUUGUCACACCUUCGUGCAGAAAUAAAGAUUAUUUUCAAUACACAGUC
This is a messenger RNA of Stegostoma tigrinum, 717 nucleotides long. RefSeq names its product ribonuclease H2, subunit C (gene rnaseh2c). The record is from RefSeq and is a predicted model, not a curated record. The coding region runs from base 80 to 490 and encodes 136 amino acids. NCBI's taxonomy places the organism in Eukaryota, Metazoa, Chordata, Chondrichthyes, Orectolobiformes, Stegostomatidae. The transcript has 5 exons. Gene Ontology annotation, biological process: RNA catabolic process. Gene Ontology annotation, cellular component: ribonuclease H2 complex.